AUGGGUUGCGGUGCAACUAGGGAUGUCAAUCCGUUGCCACCGCCAGAUGUAGAUUUCCGCUCGGGAGGUCAGUUGUUAAAGUUGGGUGGUUCUUUGAAAGCGAGUGGAGGGAAGGAGCCCCUGAUGCGAAUGCCCGGAAAGGAUAAAUACAUUAAAGAAUCCGGGGCGGUUGUUAUGGAUGACCGUCAGAAGAGCGAAGGAGGGGGAGGCAAUCGGGCAUCUGUUGGCAUGUUGAUUUUGUUUUGUGCACCGGGCACAGACGAACUUGUCAUUUCAUACCGUGAGAACUCAUCCGGUGCGAUUUAUGCCAAGCGUAUGACAGACAAAGAACUUUUGGCAUCGAAAGAUGCCGCUGGCAUAAGAGUUUCGUGGGGCCUUUUUUUCAAGUCGCUUGCGUCCGAUGUAUUGAAUAAUAGGGCUGUUGUACGAUAUUCCACAAGUACUAGUAAAGAUGUUCACUUCAAUAUCCUCAGCAGAAAAGAUCGGGGUGUGAAGUACGACUAUACAUGUGAGCUUGUGAUGGUCUCCGGCCUCGGGGCCUCGGCUGAGCAGAAUGCGGUUGUUGAAUAUUUUGUUGAACCCAUGACACGCAUGCUACAGGUCCGUCGUCGUGUUUCUGCGUGUUCUAACCGGGGCGACGCUUUGGAAAAAUUAGAGUGUGACCACGUCGUGAAGAUGGCGGCUUUGCGACGCUACAAGGCGAGAUUAAAAGAACUUCUCAACACGGUGAAGCCACUGCGGGAGGAGGCUUCUAUCAUAUCCGAGAAGACGAUGAACUUGCUCCUUGAGGCAAAAUCUCUUGAGAGCAAACUCCAGAUGAUGCGUGGCGGGAUUGGUGAUGAACAGCCCUUAGAUAUUCUCUAUGAGAAGGGCGGGGCGCAGUAUUUCCAGCACGUUCCACAUGCGGAAUUUUAUUAUCCAAAAGAGGAAAAGGUGGACCAAGGCAUUUUGGCAUGUAUCCGGGCCGCAUUCCCCCUUUUUCCUGGUGCCACUCUUGACGGUAUCAUGACUGUUUUAGAUCGUCCUGAACUGCAGCCGCUUCUCAAUGAUUUCUCCCGUCCUUUGGUCAGGGAUAUGUUUGAUGUCUUUUCUGGUCUGGAUCGAUGGGACUACAAUGUCAUCGAGCUGGAGAUUAUCACGAACGGCAAUGCGCUUUUCUACACGACUUACGUGCUUCUUUACAAGCUGGAUCUUGUCGCCCAAUUUCAUCUUGAUGACACCGUACUGCAGCAGUUCCUGCUGGGCGUCCAGGCGGGUUACCAUCCAAACCCGUACCACAAUUCAAUGCAUGCUGCUGAUGUGACACAUAUCAAUUAUUACAUCAUGAUGAUUGCUGGUCUGAAGGAAAAGUGCCAUUUAAGCAAGGAGAAGGUGCUGGCAGGUGUGAUUGCUGGCGCCAUUCAUGACUUCGAUCAUCCUGGCUUAAAUAACAAUUUCCAUACCAAGACAAAUGCUUACUUGAGCACACUCUACAAUGAUCGAUCCAUUCUUGAAAACCACCAUAUUGCUUGCAUUUUUGAACUUAUACUACAUCCUGCUUACAAUGUGUUCUCUCCCCUUAGCAAUGAACAAAUGCAUGCGGUGCGUGAAACAAUGAUAGAGAUGGUUUUGGCAACGGAUAUGGGGAAUCAUGGAAAUUUGCUUAGGAAGUUUAAGCUACGCAUGGCAGAGACCACCGACUGGCGUACGGAAAAGGAAGAUGUUCUUUUAGCUUUAUCUAUGAGCAUAAAAAUGGCUGACAUCUCUAACUGUGCGAGGCCAAAAUACAUCUACGCUGAGUGGGCGAGAAAUAUUUCACGAGAGUUUUACAAUCAGGGGGAUGCAGAGGCGGCGUGUGGACUCCCCAUAUCUCCAUUUAUGGAUCGCAAGAGGAAAAUGGCUGAUUUUCCAAAGGGUCAAAUCUCUUUUAUGACGUACAUUGUGGUGCCUAUGGUGGAGGCGAUUUCGGAGUUUCUUCCGUCACUUUGCUUUGCGCUGCAGCACUGCAACGAAAAUAAAGACGCAUGGCAGAGUUUUAUUGAGGAACAUACUUGA
Trypanosoma cruzi is the source of this 2034-nucleotide messenger RNA. RefSeq lists its product as uncharacterized. Gene Ontology annotation, molecular function: 3',5'-cyclic-nucleotide phosphodiesterase activity. The record is from RefSeq and is a predicted model, not a curated record. Gene Ontology annotation, biological process: signal transduction. Lineage: Eukaryota; Euglenozoa; Kinetoplastea; Trypanosomatida; Trypanosomatidae. The transcript has a single exon. The coding region runs from base 1 to 2034 and encodes 677 amino acids.